UGAAGUAGUUACGUUAUACGGCUAUCUCUACGAUUUUUCUUAUUCCAGAAGAGCGGAUAUUAUGAAGUACAAUGUUUUCCUUGAAAAAAUUGAAAACAUAGUGGACAAAGCUGAAAAUAUUAAGAAGAGUCACAUAUCCGAAUUGAUGCUCUCACUGACACCAACCUGCGACGAGAGUUUAAUUAAAUGUAGCUGGAAAGGAGAAGUUCAAGAUUGCAAUCGUUUGUUUAGAACGCAAAUUACCCAAUUCGGCUUCUGUUGCACAUUUAACUACUACAAUACUGAAGCAGGCAGAAAGGCAGAAGACCUUGAUGAUCCUCUUGAUGAGCCUUAUAUAUUGGAGUAUCACGAAGCAGGGCCCUACUACGGCCUCACCUUAGUGGUUAACGCAAACACACACGAGUAUCUUUACACAACACGUCAAAGCUACGGUUUUGACGUUCUAUUCUUUGAUCGAUACGAUUACGCUGAUCAAACUGCUGGCGGGCUAGUCCACAGAGUAGUAUCAUUAGGCUCCCAGUAUGAUAUGGAACUCCAUCCAUACGCUUACUACUCGACAUCAGACAUCAAACGAUUUCCUAUUGAGAAAAGACAAUGCAAAUUUGCUGAUGAAAUGCAAAAUGAGUACCACAACCAUUAUAGCUUGAGUAAUUGUCUAGUGCGGUGCAGAAUGAGAACUCUAGAGAGACUUUGCAACUGUGUGCCUUUUUUUCUGCCAAGAAGGAGUAACGUUUCAGCAUGCACAUUGGAAGAGCUGUAUUGUCAGAAUAAAUACAGCCAAAAACUUUUAUUCGUAUAUCCUCCUGAGGAUUUACCAGGUUUAGAGUUAGAACGGGAAAAUUCUCUAAAUUGCCCGAUAUGUCUCGCUGAUUGCUCCGUUACAAAAUAUAAUGUUAUUAGCAAUAGAUUACUGUGUGAUGGCGCGAUUGAGUUCGCCAAAGACCUUGAUUUAAAUGAUCACAAUAUAUCUAUAAUCCGUAUAUUUUAUCUUAAUCCUACAUUGCCACUAUUCAGAGAGGACGUGACGUAUCAUUGGUAUGAAUUAAUUAGCUACUUAGGUGGGCUAUGCGGAUUUUUUACUGGAUUUUCUAUGAUAAGUCUAGCUGAAUUCUUUUACUACAUCUUCAUACGUCUUAGUUACAUUUUAGUUGAAAAUUUUAGACGAUAUGGUUAAUUUUCGUGUGCCU
Cydia strobilella is the source of this 1187-nucleotide messenger RNA. Its product is annotated as sodium channel protein Nach-like. Gene Ontology annotation, cellular component: plasma membrane. The record is from RefSeq and is a predicted model, not a curated record. NCBI's taxonomy places the organism in Eukaryota, Metazoa, Arthropoda, Insecta, Lepidoptera, Tortricidae. The transcript has a single exon. Bases 62 to 1174 code for a protein of 370 amino acids. Gene Ontology annotation, biological process: sodium ion transmembrane transport. Gene Ontology annotation, molecular function: ligand-gated sodium channel activity.